This is a messenger RNA of Dendroctonus ponderosae (mountain pine beetle), 2013 nucleotides long. Its product is annotated as TIMELESS-interacting protein. Gene Ontology annotation, cellular component: nucleus; replication fork protection complex. The record is from RefSeq and is a predicted model, not a curated record. Gene Ontology annotation, biological process: replication fork processing; DNA damage response; DNA replication checkpoint signaling. Gene Ontology annotation, molecular function: DNA binding. NCBI's taxonomy places the organism in Eukaryota, Metazoa, Arthropoda, Insecta, Coleoptera, Curculionidae. The coding region runs from base 483 to 1886 and encodes 467 amino acids. The transcript is spliced from 3 exons.
UGUGUACGAGUUCUUUUUAACGUCGUCUAACCUCACCUUGUCAGAAUCAAAAAUAGUUUUGCUUUUUGUGAGUCAGUGAUUGCCAAGUGGGUAGUUAAGACACGAUAAAACAUGCCCGGAGUUAAUAAAGAGCAAGAGAGCAAUUUGAGUAAUGUAGGAAACAUCGGGAUUGAUACCGUAGAGCCUCAAGAAGAACGUGAAUUAACCCAGACCGAUCGGAUCAAUCGACAACUAUUACUUGCCUUAUUGCAAAGCCUCAAUCGACUGUCUGUGUAUAGUGUAGAGCCCCCUAGUUCUUCUGAAAGCGACUCUGAAUGGAGUGAGAAUGAGGAUCAGAAUGAGGAGCCAAACCGCCAGUAAAACGUAAACAAACCAACGCCCUAACCUAACAAAGUCUUCGAAGUUGGCGGCAACCAUAAGGAGCACAGCUCUUUUUGUUACUUAUUGUUAUCAUUUUCUACAGUUUUUUUAAAUAAAUUAUUAUGUCUUCGGAUGAAGAAUCUAUUAGUGAUAAGGGUAGGAUACUGUCGGAUAUAGAAGAUGAGCAGAAUGACAUAGAAGUAGUUGAUGCCCCGCAAGGGGCUGGAGAGGAUGAGAACACUGAGGAAGUUCAGAGGGACGAAACAGAAGGAAAUGAAGAUGGAAAUGGAGCAAAGCAGGUAGUGCAACCUAAACGAGUGAUAAAAAAUCCACAGCCUAAACUCAAUGCUGAAACCCUAAAAGGUCCUAAAGGAAUAGCCACCUUGCCAUCCUACUUUGAAAGAGUAAACUUCAAAGGAAAAGGCCACGAGGAGCAAGACCUACACGCCAUUAUCAAAACAUACGAAUAUUGGUGUCAUCGCCUAUUUCCAAAAUUUCCAUUUGAGGCGUGUGUUGACAAACUCGAAAAGUUGGGAAGCAAAAAAAGCGUUCAGACACACAUUAAGAGAAUUCGAUUUGAUUUGUUGGUCGAAGAACAAGAAAAUCCGAUAAUCGAUUCAUCCGAUGAAGAAAUGAAUGUAGACGGUUUCGUCCCAAUCCAGAGCGAUGAAAUCGACAAGCAGAAUAAGCAGUUCGAACUACUGCAGGCCGCUCCCUCAAUCAAUCAACCACCUUUGCAACUUACCGAAGAACAACAGAAUCGGAUUAGGUUGAAUAAGGAACGAGCUGAGAAACUGCGACUCGAAAAAUUAAGGAAAAUUAGAGCAAAGGCUGAAGAGAACUUGCAGAUUUCAAGCCAAGUUCUACCUGGACCGAGCAGUGCUGCAGAUAAAUUGCAAACCGACGAAUCAGAGCCAGAGUUUGACCUGGAAAGUAAUGCAAAGGGCAAGUCAUUAUUGAAAAAGAAAAGCAUGCAAAAAUUAAUUAAAGGAGCCAAUAAGGAAAAGCAUCACAAUGAAGAUAAUAGUGUAGUUUCUAUUGAUGGUUCGAGCGAAUCAAACUCUGAAGAAGCUGCAAGAGUUUUGGAGAAUCAUGCAAGCGAAAGUAUAAACUUGAGUCUUGGAAUGGAUGAAGACACUAUUCGUGAUGUGAGAUCGUCCACAAUAUUGAGUCCAAAGCGAAGACGCAAGAAGAAUGUUAUUGAAAGUGAUGACAGUGACCAAGAAGGAGAGCACACAAAAGCGGACUUUGGAAAAAAUGGUUUAGCUGAAAAACACUCAAAUUAUUUCAAUGGAAGUUCUAGCAAAUUUAGAAGCAUUUCUGCCAAUAUUAUAGAUAGUGAUCAGAGUGACGACGACAUUGAGAUGGAACUUUUAGCUUCGAAAAAUCUCUCCUUGGGAACUCAAACCAAGCAGUCUUCUCCACGCACAAGAGAGCCCAUAGAAAAUUCUGAUUUUUUUAUUAAAGCUGUGAGAUCUAGUGAAGACCCAGACAAAGAAAACUCUCCACUGGACAAUCAAUUGUGAACAUUCUGCUUAUCCGUUCGGUGAAAUGAUCUAGUUGUUAAGAAUUUGUUCAUUUAAAGUGUUGUAUCAUUUCCCUUUACCCAUUGUCAUCGAGGGGCAAUGAUUUUAUUAAACGUUCAAACUGAAA